AUGCGGCCGGGGGGCGCGCCGCUCGCUCUGCUCGCCAGCCUGCUGCUGCUGCUGCUGCUGCGCCUGCUCUGGUGCCCGGCCGACGCUCCUGCCAGCUCCAGGCUGUUGAUGGAGGAGAGCAGGGAGGCCACCCACGGCACCUUCGCGGCGCUGCGCACCCUCAGGAACCGGGCAAUCCCCGUGCCGAGCACGACCAACAGCACAGAUCUGAAAGAGGAGUCCCUGCAGCUGUCAGAGAAAUGCACAAAGCUGCAGUAUGGCUUUAAGGCUUUACCGAACCAAACAAAAGGGUAUUCAGAGGAUGACUACCUCCGGAUUAUUACAAAUAUACAGAGCUGCCCAUGGAAGAGACAAGCAGAAGAAUAUGAGAAUUUUAGAGCAAAACUUGCUUCCUGUUGUGAUGCCAUUCAAAACUUUGUUGUUUCUCAGAAUAACACUCCAGUUGGGACUAACAUGACUUAUGAAGUGGAAAGUAAAAAGGAAAUUCCCAUUAGACAGAACAUUUUCCAUAUGUUUCCGGAGUCCCAGCCUUUUGUGGAGUACCCUUACAAUCAGUGUGCCGUGGUUGGAAAUGGGGGCAUUCUGAACAGGUCUCACUGCGGAGCUGAAAUUGAUAAAUCCGACUUUGUUUUUAGGUGUAAUCUCCCUCCAACCACAGGAAAUGUUAGUAAAGAUGUUGGCAGUAAAACAAACCUUGUGACUGUGAAUCCCAGUAUCAUAACGCUAAAAUAUGGGAACUUAAAGGAAAAAAAAGCAGUAUUUCUGGAAGACAUUGCAACCUAUGGAGAUGCAUUCCUCCUUCUGCCUGCGUUUUCCUUCAGGGCCAACACUGGCACGUCCUUUAAAGUGUAUUUCACACUCAAAGAGUCUAAGGCAAGACAGAAGGUUCUGUUUUUCCAUCCCAAGUACCUGAAGCACCUUGCUGUUUUCUGGAGAACUAAAGGUGUGACUGCGUACCGCCUGUCCACUGGCUUGAUGAUCACCAGCGUGGCGGUGGAGCUGUGUGAGAACGUGAAGCUGUAUGGAUUCUGGCCCUUCUCCAGAACCGUGGAAGACACGCCUGUCAGCCACCACUACUAUGACAACAAGUUGCCCAAACGUGGUUUCCAUCAGAUGCCCAAAGAAUACAGCCAGAUCCUCCAGCUUCACGUGAAAGGAAUCCUCAAACUGCAAUUUAGCAAAUGUGAAGUAGCCUAA
Messenger RNA from Lepus europaeus (European hare), 1197 nucleotides. RefSeq names its product ST8 alpha-N-acetyl-neuraminide alpha-2,8-sialyltransferase 6 (gene ST8SIA6). The record is from RefSeq and is a predicted model, not a curated record. Gene Ontology annotation, biological process: oligosaccharide metabolic process; N-glycan processing. The coding region runs from base 1 to 1197 and encodes 398 amino acids. NCBI's taxonomy places the organism in Eukaryota, Metazoa, Chordata, Mammalia, Lagomorpha, Leporidae. The transcript has 8 exons. Gene Ontology annotation, molecular function: alpha-N-acetylneuraminate alpha-2,8-sialyltransferase activity.